Messenger RNA from Prunus armeniaca (apricot), 609 nucleotides. The record is from the annotation of a GenBank genome assembly. NCBI's taxonomy places the organism in Eukaryota, Viridiplantae, Streptophyta, Magnoliopsida, Rosales, Rosaceae.
AUGUCCGCUCCACCUAUGCGCACCAGGUCUUCAGCACUGAGCAGGGACGCUUGCCGAAAGACACAAAAAACAGGCUGGGCCUCCAUUACCUUCUGCGAGGAUGAGGAGCGCGGCGUUAUCCUCCCUCAUGAUGACCCAAUCAUUAUCUGCGCCGACAUAUCUAACUUUGACGUUGGGCGCAUCUUGGUAGACACUGCGGUAACCCAGGCCCUAGCCCCACCUCGAGCUGGCACUGAGCGCCCAGAAGACCCCAGGGAGGAAUCUGCCACCCAACAGGCCGAACCUGUGGAGGACCUUGAACUGGUCACUCUCCAUGAGGAUAUCCCGGAUCGACAGGUCAGGAUCGGCACCUCCCUCUCACAAGAGCUUCGCUCUGAUCUUAUUGCCUUCCUCCGCCUCAACUCUGAAGUCUUUGCUUGGUCUUACAACGACAUGCCGGGCAUAUCACCUGACGUCAUCUCCCAUAGGCUAAGCAUUAAUCCUGUCGUCCGACCCGUUCGGCAGAAGCGUCGUGCUUAUGACCCAGAGCGGUAUGAGGCCAUGAAGGCGGAGGUGGAUAAGCUGAGCACCAUUGGUUUCAUCAAGGAGGUGGAUUAUCCCACUGGCUAG